AAAUCAAGAAGUAGGAAUUGUAACAAAGACUUAGUAAGCAGUCUGAUUGGGACACUUUUUGCCAUUGAGAUGAAUUGGAAAAUGUGUCCCAGUCAACCUGAAUUCACCUUAAAUUCCAUGUAGAGUUCAGACAGUGACUGAGCGACGGCGUAAAUACUGGAUGAGUGUAAACAAGACAUCAGCUGAUAGAUCAUAUACUGCACCAACCCGUAGAACAUCAGGCCCGGCAUCCGCUGAGGAAUAUUGCUGUUGUCCUGUCUCGGAAAUCCAGUGUAACUGGAGACUCGGACACUGAUGGCGGCGCACACUAUUGAAUUAAACAGAGCCGCCGGACUGGAGGCUUCUCACAGUCUGGGUCUGUCACCUGCCCCUCUGAACAUGAACCAUUAUGCCAAUAAGAAGAGUGCGGCGGAGAGCAUGCUGGAUGUGGCCCUGCUGAUGGCUAACGCGUCGCAGCUGAAGGCCGUGCUGGAGCAGGGGCCCGAAUUCACCCUGUACACGUCCCUCAUCACGCUCAUCAGCCUGUCGCUCUGUCUGCAAGUGUUAGUGGGGAUCUUGCUCAUCUUCAUAGUGAAGUGGAACCUGAACGAUGAGCAGAAACAUCUCCGGCUGAAUGUCUUAGAGAACAUCACAACAGGCUGUAUCUUCAUCAUCGUUGUCAUUAACGUCUUCAUCACUGCGUUUGGAGUUCAGCGGCCCAAUCCAGGCGUGUGACAGUAGCUCAAACACUGCCAGAGCCUGAGACUAAAACACGGCUGUCCUGUUGUGUUACACUUCUCUGGAUGGAUGGAUGAGAACAGGGAGCUGUGAAGGCAUUUUAUACAGCCUUUUAUACAGCAGAUGAUCUACAUGCAGAGCUCAAUAUCUAUUUCAUUUUCAUUGCUCUCAUCUCUAUCAAUGUCACUUUCAAUUAUUGUGUCCAAAAAUUUGCAUCUCUUAAGGGCCGUUCACACAGAACACACUAGUUGAACUUUGUUUAAUUUGUGCGCUGCGCUUGUUUAGAUCUCCGUGUCACGCGCGAGACUGCAAAAGAUGAAAGACACGAGUGCAGCAGUCAAAGACGUUCAUCUAUCAUGUUUACAAAGACAAUAAAAAUAGAAAAGCAGUGCGGUGUAAUGUGUGAACAGCCCUUUAUUCUGCUCUCCUCUCAGUUUACAGCCACUGAGCAAGAAAGUUAGGAAAGUUUUACCCCUGUCACAUGACCAGAUGAAUACUACUUUAUUUUGGUUGCAGAAUAAAGUCUUCAAAGUCUUGAUGUUGUUUUUGGGCUCUACUUGAAUGUUCAUUAUUUUCCUCAUAUUCUCCAUUGUUGCAGCUCCUUUCUUCCCAGUCUCUCUCUCUCUCUCUCUCUCUCUCUCACACACACACACACACACACACACACAAAAAGCUACUGCUGUAACACAUUUCCAGUCUGAUGAUCUGAUGCUGACCUCUGUUGGCACAUUAGUGUAUUUAAACGGACAGCUGUACAUGCAUUGUGAAUCUAUUGAAUACAAGCUAAACAUUCAUACAUGAAGCUUUUACUGCAGCAAGAAAAGCAUUUUUGUUUAAUUUUUGCUAUUAUUGUUCAUAACU
Messenger RNA from Ctenopharyngodon idella (grass carp), 1578 nucleotides. RefSeq names its product ninjurin-1-like. The coding region runs from base 295 to 714 and encodes 139 amino acids. NCBI's taxonomy places the organism in Eukaryota, Metazoa, Chordata, Actinopteri, Cypriniformes, Xenocyprididae. Gene Ontology annotation, cellular component: membrane. Gene Ontology annotation, biological process: cell adhesion; tissue regeneration. The transcript has 4 exons. The record is from RefSeq and is a predicted model, not a curated record.